AUGUUCGAGCUCGUGCCCAAGUCCCUUACCGACAAGCUCAGCUCUUCGGCCUGGAUCUCAACCCACAGACGCGACUGGAGCAGCGACUCCUCGGGCAGCAGUUUGCUGAGCCCUGGUGGGUCGCCACGGCUGCGCGAGGGUCACGGACGACAUCCGGGCCAUUCGAGAUUCAAGCCCAGGAGAGCAUUAUGGACGGCAGGCGCGAUCGCAUUCCUGACGGUCCUCGCGCUUUGGUGGUCGCUCUCCCCUGCGCGCAUCGAUCGACGCCUUGAGAUUCCUGAACCUGAUGUUGACCAAGGAGACGGAGCGGACGCGAUAGUCCCAGAUGGACCAAUCCCGCCGGGUCAGUCAGUGGAGCGGAAUGGCAGAGAAGUCUUCUGGUGGGAGCAGUUUCCGAGACUCCACGGCUUCUAUCGUGGGCGCAAGAACAUAGUCCCUUUCUCCGCGUACGUGCCUGAGCAGAAGACCAGCUCAUUCGACCCCUUUGAUCCUGGCGACCAUGACGAACCCCGGCUUCUCGAGCUCGUGUCGCCCUUGCCGCCGAAUUUCGGACGAUGCUAUUUAGACGAGGAGAGAAUGGUCCCCCCACCCACAAUAUCCGCGUAUCAAGGCCUACCGCAGGGCUUGUCCUCACCUUUGUUCGGAUCCCAAAAAGAGCUUGGUUUAAAUGACGGGGUCUGUUAUGACCGCGUCAAUCGGCUGGCACCAUACGGCAUAGGAGUCGCUGAAGAACUCGGUGGGCUGGGCACAGACUUGAAAGGCGAUAAUAUUGGUCUGCAAGAGGUGGCCGUGACUGACUGGAGAGGCGUGAGAUGGCACGAUGCGCAAACGAAAUGCUUUCAAAAGAAUUCUGGCCAAAUCACAUCGCGGAGCGCCCUUGUCUUCCGCACCUGGAGCACAUUCAAAUACACGAAAUAUCAUAUCGCUAUGAUCCGGGCCAUUAUUAGCGAACUUGCGUUGGCAACGGGAGGACAAUAUACAGUCCAUUUCCUGAUUCACGUCCAGGAUGAUACGAUUCCGAUCUGGGCCUCCGCGGAACUGUACAACAAGGUUCUGAGAGACAGUCUGCCAGAAGAGUUCGCCGGAAUGGGCACGCUUUGGUCCGUGGCACAGAUGAAGUUGAUCUAUCCACCACCAUUUCCUGACAGCCUUGUGAAUUUCUCGGGCGGCGACAUCUACGAAGCAUAUCGGUCAUUGCACUUUCCGCUGCAAAUUUUCGCAGAGAGACAUCCUGAGUACGACUAUUUCUGGCAAUGGGAGAUGGACAUGAGAGUUACUGGACACUAUCACGAGUUGCUAUCUCAAAUCUCGUCUUGGGCGGAACAGCAACCCCAAGAUCAUGCCUGGGAACGGUCGGCGAGAUUCUAUAUCCCGUCGUUAUAUGACGAUUCUUACGAGCGCUAUGCACAAGCUGUCGUCGAGGAGACGAGAGCUGCGAACCAAACGCCAAUCGUUGGCCCUCAAAUACCUACUGAGCGACUUCUCGACAUUCCACAACAGACCAUCUCCGACCACACCGACGAAAUCACCGAUCUUAUCACUUUCAAUCCACUCUUCAAUCCGGAAAACACCCGCUGGGCCUUCCAUAACGAUAUAACAGGCUACAACGUGACGCGCGACGGCCGGCCUCCAACACGUGCCGCUUUGAUUACCGCCUCCCGCAUGUCCCGUCGGCUUUUGCUGCUCAUGCACGAAGAGACAUACGCCAAAAAACAUACCAUGUUCCCCGAGAUGUUCCCCGCGUCGAUCGCACUGCAUUACGGGCUCAAAGCAGUCUACGCACCAAUUCCAGUCUACUUUGACCGGAACUGGCCCAGUGCCCAUGCGGACGAGAUCUUCAAUAAUGCUCCCGUCAGCUUGGCGGAUGAGAAAGCGGGUAUGGACCACGGACACGGAUACUUCCAUGGUGAAGGCGGCAGCGUGUUCGGGCCUGGCGAGCACGUCUUCAGGGGUGCCACGUAUUAUUCCAAUGCUGGUUUCGCGGGCUAUCUUUGGAGGAGAUGGCUUGGGAGGGAGAACGGCAAUGAUGAGAUCAAUUGGGAGUUAGAGGAUGGGCUGGGUGGAGGCAGGAUGUGUCUCCCGAACAUGAUCUUGCACCCAGUCAAGUUUGAGUAA
Cladophialophora yegresii CBS 114405 is the source of this 2115-nucleotide messenger RNA. RefSeq lists its product as uncharacterized. NCBI's taxonomy places the organism in Eukaryota, Fungi, Ascomycota, Eurotiomycetes, Chaetothyriales, Herpotrichiellaceae. The transcript has 2 exons. Bases 1 to 2115 code for a protein of 704 amino acids. The record is from RefSeq and is a predicted model, not a curated record.